AUGGCCUCGUCGGCGACAGCCCUGCUCCUGCCGCUGACCCUGCUGCUGCACUUCGCCGCGGCCAUCGGGCAAAGCCAGUUCCGGAUGAAGCCACUCGAGGUGACAGCGAGCCUAGGCAACCCCGUGACGCUGCGCUGUGAGGUGCUGCUGUCUAGCUCGGGGGAGAGCUGCUCCUGGGUGUUCCAGCGGAACGCCAAGGCCAGCCCCACCUUCCUGCUGUACCUCAGCAAAUCACGCAACUUGCUGGCCAGCGGGCUGGACCCCACGCUCGUCUCGGGCGAGCGAGUCCAGGACAAAGUCUUCAGCCUCACCCUGCACCGCUUCCACGAGGAGAACCAGGGCUACUACUUCUGCGUGGUCGUGGGCUCCCCCAACCUGCACUUCAGCCCCUCUGUGCCCGUCUUCCUGCCAGCCCAGCCCACCACGAUGCCGGCGCCGCGGCGACCCGCGGCGGCACCCACCACCGCGCCGCAGCCCAGGAGCCUGCGCCCAGAGGUCUGCCGGCCCUCGGGGGGCGCCGCAGUGGACUCGAGGGGGCUGGACCUCACCUGUGACAUCUACAUCUGGGCGCCCCUGGCCGGGGCCUGCACGGUCCUUCUCCUGUCACUGGUCAUCACCGUCAUCUGCAACCACAGGACCCGCAGACGCGUCUGCAAAUGUGCCAGGCCAGUAGUGAGACCAGGAGGCAAGCCAAGUGCUUCAGAGAGAACCAUCUAACGUGUGACAGCCACUUCAUAACUUC
Lepus europaeus (European hare) is the source of this 742-nucleotide messenger RNA. It is a transcript of the gene CD8A, whose product is annotated as CD8 subunit alpha. The record is from RefSeq and is a predicted model, not a curated record. Lineage: Eukaryota; Metazoa; Chordata; Mammalia; Lagomorpha; Leporidae. Bases 1 to 717 code for a protein of 238 amino acids. The transcript is spliced from 6 exons.